Molecule: messenger RNA, 6035 nt
Organism: Amoebophrya sp. A120
Lineage: Eukaryota; Dinophyceae; Syndiniales; Amoebophryaceae
Source: the annotation of a GenBank genome assembly
CUGUCGUGACACUGAGGAUAUGACAACCAAGAAGAAAAAACUACUUUUUUAUACAUUAUUCCCCCAGACUUUACAUUUGAUUUUUUCUCAUCGCAAGCCCCCUAAUGAAUUAAGAUUAACACGCGGAUAAAGAGAAGCGUGAACAAAGCAACUCUUACUUUUCCUCGAGUUGCGUUUAUUGAAUCGUGCUUCUAUCUAAGUAGUACUUAAAAACCUCGGCGAACUUCUUCUACCAUGAGAAGCGGAAGCAGUAGCGGAUUACCCUUGCAGGCGGCGGCCCCCGGCGGCCCUCUCGGGACAACGACAACUCAUCCGGGCGGGCGGAAAUUAUGCUUUUCGCGGUUUCUCGGCCGCACACUCACGAUCCUGCUGACCGCCGGAAAUGCGGCAAACGACUUGGGUACUAGUACGAACAUGGGUCUUCUACGCCCCGCCUUGGCGAAGGAACAACUGCAGGAGCCAUCUUCGGGCGCGACCCCCCGCGGGAACAACUACAACCCGGCGGCCGCUCCACCGCGGACCCAGAAGGAACAUCUUCAACAAGCGACUUUUCCGUUUCCCAAGCUGCCUCUGCCCGUGCUUUCCCAAACUGCGGUAGAGGACAGUGCGCUUCUCGCGGGUAUUCGACGACAUGAGGCGAAAAUGCGCGAGUUGCUGCAGUACGGAAAAGUUGUGCACCCGGGCGGGGGGCAGACCAACCGGAAAGGACGCGGAAUGGCCGCAAUGGAGUCCCACGCGAGCCGGGAGAACGCAAAUCACGACAUGGCAGGAGCAAAGGAGAUGAAGCGCCAGAUGAAAACAAGAACGCUAAAGCACCACUGGAACAACAAGAACGCGACUGCUGUGGCAGACUCAGGGUCGCGGUCGCCGCGACGCAGUUUGACCCACCACGACGACCUGAAUCCGGACUAUCCGGAUAUGAAAUACGUGGAAUUCCGCGGUGACCGGAUUGACCGCAAAGACGAACGGCCAACCAGUCUGUGCUUGUCGUUAUUCGCCCCGGACCACGACCACUGCACCCGGAAUCCGAUCACCAACGGCCAGGCGCAAGUCACCCUCCCGCUGUUGCCGGCCGGGUGCAAAGACGACCCCGGGUGCAAUAGUUGUGUCCAACUGAUGAUUGCCGGCGCAGUCUACUACGCGGGUGUGCACUGCGACACCCCGAACGCGUGUGCUACGGGACAAAGCGGCGUGUCGUGCCAACAGGCAGCCCAUCUAGCCGUUUAUUACUCAAACUACUACAAGGAGCUGCGCACCAUAGGCCAGAACACGGGGCCAGAGUCCGUUUCUCCGCAUUUUGUGACGGACACCCGCCACUGGCAACACUUUCUUCCGGUGGGUGUCUGUCGGGACAGUACGGGCGAGCUUCCGAAGCUGUCCGAUGGGACAACUACGGCUGCGCUAUGCAAGAAAAAAAGAACAAAAGCUGUGUAAGUAGUGUAGGUCUGCAAUGCAAAAUAUGCAAAACAGUUUCAGUGACAGUUGUCAUGCGGCUGGCCAGCCUUCGCGUCCUUUUUUCAUACCUCGUGCUGUGUUCACAGUAUACUAGCAUGAUUUCCUGCUGAUGCGGAACAAAUUUGUCAUGCUGUCAGCACACUAAAACACACCUACUCUCGUCACGCAGUUUUUUUCUUGGAUAUGGUUACGAUGGCUCCUACCGGCGUUUUGAGGGCCGCAACACGGGGUCCUGCGGCGAGCCGGUGUCGGUUUUGCAACCUCCUUGCUCGUCCAUUUACAGUUCGGGGUGCUCGGCGGCGCUAGACAGGACCUUCACGUGGCCUGUUCACGGUGGGGAUCAAAACCUGCAAGUCUCUCCGACCGGGGAUCCAUACGAAACCGCCGCACUCACCGCACAGCGGUACUGCGACGCCAACCGGGGCACCUGCCAGGGAUUCUAUGUGUCGAAGAUACCCCACCGCGGGUGGUGGGCUGCUUACGGACUUGGUGCGACUCACAGCUUUCGCUUCAUUAGGCCGCUCAGUAGCACGGACAAAAUUCAAUCGAGCCCGGAGACCUACAAGCCGCAGGUCGGCAUGUCGACCGUGUCUGCCGCGUCCUGCUCUACCGGCGGUGUGUAUAUCAGUGAGCACGGGGCUACUGUGGAAUUUGACCUGUACGUGAGAGCGGUGGGUGCCUUGUCUUGCCCGGAGUGGGUUGAAGGCAUCGAGAAGCUGGCGGGGGGCACGGACGAAAAACAGGGCUGCGUUAUCCUAGGCAAAAACGUCCCCACCCCAAAAUCAAGAGAAAUCUGCUAGACAAAUCAGCCAGCUUUGGUUGAUGUCCUGCCUGACAAUUUUGGCCUCGUAGCGUGUUCCUGUUUAGCUUCUUCAGCAGCAUCACAGAUCUAGCCUAUCACCCUGAUUGGAGCGCGACAAAUUGCGAAUCACGGCUAGAAGCAUAUAAAUCGAAUGCUUGCUUAUGCUUCUCAUGGGGCUCCACACGAGAAAUAUUUUUAGCAUGCGCCUCUGCGUUGCAGCUAUAGGGUGGGGACGUUUUUGCAUAGGAUAUGCGGACCUGCGUACCAGAACCGCGUGUGCAGCAACAAGGAGAAUGGCUACUGCAACGAGGCGACGGGGCGGUGCGAGGCGACGCCCCCCACUGCGGACGCGGUCGGCCGUGCGUUCGCGGGCACGUACACGCGAACCGAACUGUGGGACUUUUAUUCCUACCCUGGCUGCACGGACACCUCUACGGGCUCGUUCACUCACGACGGUCAGGUGUUUGGGAACAAGUGGUUCACGGAGGCCUUUUACAACACGGGUCAGAUGGUCCUGCAGACGGCCGAGGUCCUCAGUUGGGGGGUGUGCGACAUCAACACGGACGAUAUCACAAGGAAAAGUCCCCCCUCUCCAUAUCAAAAGGAAGUUUCUGUUGCUGGACUUGCGGAUACAAAUCAGGUUUGUCUUGCAGUAGAGGACUGCAGGCUCCUGCCAAGCCUGAGUAGAGAGCUUUUGGCCUAGGCGCUUAGCAUGAGAAACGACUAUGCUGUAGGCCCAACAGCAUCACAAACCGCCUGCAUAAUGCGGCAAAGCCUGUGGAGUUGUCUUCUUGCAAGACAGACGUGAUUUGUGGUCUCAAAGCAGCAAGACAAAUGUCCGGAAACAUACUUUUUCGAUAUGGGGAGGGGGGAUUUUUCCUCUCAAUAGACGAGCGCGACGAAGUGGAGCGGCGGGUGGAGGUGCCCUUCGCGGCCGGCCUGCAGUCCAUAUGGAUUGCAAAUAUGUCUGGGUCUGGAAGAGUACAAACUUGUGAUGCGCAUUUCAGAACACAGAAAAAUCUCUGAUGCAUAGAUAGCAAAAGCUGCCCACUUUCUGUCACCAAAUGGGGCGACAUUUGUCAUGCGGAUUCGGCAUUGCGAACGCUUCUCGAAACCUGUGUGAUGCUAGAGCUUCCAUGCCAAACCUUCUACGUCAUGCAAAAACAGCAUGAGUCCAGACCCAGACACUUUUACAUUUGAUAGUCCACCUGCGAGGGCGAUUUCCCGGCGUGCUCCAACACCUGUCCCACCGCCUUCAAUGGGGUCUGCGAGGAUGGAGGCGCGGACGCGGAAGUUGCGGCGAACGCAGCCUUUGUCGGCGUGGACCCGCCCCGGUCAAAGGGCGGGAACCAGGUCGGCGCGGUAUUACAAUGAAAAAUGCCCCCUCCCCAUAUCAAAACGGAAAUCUGUGAUGCAGAUUUGGGGUCACAAAUCAGCUUUGUGAUGCUAGAAGGCAAAAGAUGCGGACUGUAGUGCUGUCUAGCGUGGGAAAGCCUUGCAGCUCCAGGAUGACAGGAGGCAACUGGAAGUGGGAAACAGCAUGACAGAUUACCUGCAAUUUAGGCCGCAGCUUAGUCUCUUGGCCCUCUAGCAAUACAAGUCCAUUUGUGUACUCAAAUACAGCAUCACAAAUUCGCGCAUCUUCCGUUUCCGAUAUGGGGUGGGGGCUUUUUUCACUUUGAUACGCGGUCAAGUUUCGCUGCCCCCGCGGUACCGACUGCGCGGACUGCGGGGUGCGCGCGGGCGUGUGGCGGCGCGUGUUCCACAGCCGCCUGGAGUGCGGGAUGGACCCCGACCCGGUCACGAGCCAGGCGAGCAUGAGCCAGGAACUGGAAACCGUCUUCGGGGGCACCAAUCACGACACGUACGACUACUACGCGCGGGUGCGCAUCUGCCGCCGGGGCGCGUGGCGGGUGCACCCACACCUGGAGGGGGAGUUUCCCGGGGACUGCCUGGAAACGCUGGCCACCCUGAACGUGGGGCACCACCUGGGCUCGUGGCCGGGCGUAGUGCCGGCCUUCCACGGGAUCCAGGAUGGGGCGCUCCCCCCCGCUUCGCCCACGGAAGUUUGCUCGGUGAACUGCCUCGCCGCGCACCCGGACCUGGGCAAGCUCGACAUGGGGGGGACCGCCGGCGCGGCCCAGACGCACGCGUACCAGCAGCCGGUGCACCAAUGGCGCGCCAGCAAGCGGGUACGGCCCAUGACCUUUGGCGCGAACGCGGACACGCUGAUGAAGCAUCUGGUGUACGACAAGAAGCAGUCGAGUCUGUACGAGAACGGCCUGUACGACGGCGGCUCCAGCAGCAGCCUGCGCGUCACGUACGGCUCCACCACGCAGUGCGCGGCCAAUGUCCCCACCGGGUUUGCGGAGGCGGCGUGGGGCGUGACGGCCGCACCCGCGUUGCCGCUGCACGCCCCCGUUGACGCGGAGGACGACUCGGUCGCGGUCUACCUGUCCUGCCCCUCCGGGUACCCGGCCACCACCGCCAGCCCCCGCGCGAGCUGCACGGCAGCGGGGACCUGCCGUCCUGGGGAAUUGAUCGGCACCCUGCCGUGGUACGCGGAGGCUGCGGAGACGAAGUUUUAUCUCACCUACCGGUACGACGCCUACCUGGGCACGACGGGAAACGAUUGCGUGACGAACGCGGACUACGUGCGCGACACCAUCGCCCCGAAGAUCAAACAGGGGCUGGUACAGUUUGUGAAAUCGCAGACGUUUGACCAAACUUCUGGGGCAGUCGACAGUUACGUCUCCAUGUACCACGACGCCGCCGCCGGCCAGCUCCUCGAUGACGAGACCGCGAUCUUUCCCGCGCUCUUUUCCCUCCGGUUCGACUCCACGUGCGAGAGCGUGAGCCUCGGCAACACCCCGGCGGCCCGCGAGUACUACGGCGUUCUGCAUGUGGGCCCGUUUAACUCGGAGCGGGACGCGCUAGUUGUCAAAGCCGUCCUGGACGGCGCCUCGCAAGGCACCCCGCGGUACGUGCAGCGGCUGCACACGGCCGCGAAGUCCGCCGUGGAGACGCAGGUGGAGAGCGCCGCGCCCUCCCUGGCCUUCAGCCACGGUGUCACGGCGCUGCAGUCGAACGGGGUCGGGGACGUGCCGGCCUUGACGGCGAUUCCGAAGUGGGACGCGUCCGCCUACGACCCGGACCCGAAGUACGCGGCCUUCCAGACAAACGCGGCCGGGGUGGGCGACUACGCGGUUCGGUGGAAGCUCGGCCUGUUCAUGCGGUUGCCGUCCGAGAUUUGCCCGACGAGCGACGAUUCAGGCGCCCGCGCGAAGCUCGAGAAGCCCCUCGCGUACGCGGUUUACAACUUUUUGCGCGAGUUCGGGCAGGGGAAGAAGCAACAGGCGGGGAAGCCGGAGGCGGUCAGGGCGCUGAGCUACCUCACGCAGAGCGACGUGCGGCUUGCGGAGUGCGACUGCGAGGCGGUCGCCGCGGGAACCAAGGCGUGGCAGUUUUUCACCGUGGAAGUCUUUGGCCUGAUAAACGGGGCGGACGCAGCGAACCUGGCGGGCUUGUUCGCGCUCGCGGACGGCGUUGGCGCCUCCGAAACGGUGCAAAAAGCGUUGGUGCAGGGGUUGGAAGCCCACCUCACGACGUAUCUCAGUGGUCUGGCCGCGGAUAUGUACCCCCCGGCGCUCCUGCCCGUGGUGCAGACUGACUUUAAGACUGGUGGCAUGUUCGACUUUUACGAUGCGCAAAGUUUCGGAAACACGGACGUUCAGAACCCCAGCGUGUACCAGCAGCUCGUCACCACCUCCACCUCGAC